Molecule: messenger RNA, 1440 nt
Organism: Penicillium brevicompactum
Lineage: Eukaryota; Fungi; Ascomycota; Eurotiomycetes; Eurotiales; Aspergillaceae
Product: proline dehydrogenase family protein
Exons: 1
Coding region: 1-1440 (479 amino acids)
Cellular component (GO): mitochondrion
Molecular function (GO): proline dehydrogenase activity; FAD binding
Source: RefSeq, a predicted model, not a curated record
AUGAAGGCUGCACCUUCUGUGCGGAUGCCCAUCAAGGCGUCUGCCCGCAACGCCCGAUUCGUGAGCGGCACCAGCAACUCUCGGUCUUCUGUCGCCUCCCCCACCGCAGCCAACGCAUGGCAACAACUCUCGCGGGCACCAGCUGCUCAACCACGAAAGGCCCUGACUGCGCCUUUGGCUAAACUGCCUCUCUCAUCUGUUCUGCGUUCGUUGCUUGUGCUUUCCGUCUCAUCUUCAACCCUUCUCCUUAAGCCAUGCAUCUACACACUAUCGCUUCUUGCGCACCCGCGCAAUGCAUUCUGGGACGUCGCCAAGAACCCACUGCUGAACACACUCAUUAAGCACACCAUCUACAAGCAAUUCAACGCCGGUGAAAACAAGCUUGAGGUCCAGGAAUCGAUCAAUAAAAUCAAGGAUCUCGGAUGCCGUGGUGUCCUCCUGGGAUACGCGCGUGAGGUCCUGAUCGGCGAGAACGACGAGGCUUCGUACGAUGCCAAGGCCGCGCUGGCUGAUAUCCAAAUGUGGAUCGAUGGAACACUCCAGACCGUCGACAUGGCUCAACCGGGUGACUUCGUUGCGCUGAAGUUCACUGGAAUGGGUAUCGAUGCCCUCCGUCUUCUGCAAUCCCAGACCCUGCCUACCGAAUUCAUGGACACCUCGAUCCAGAAGAUUUGCGACCUCGCCAUCUCCCGCGGUGUGCGCCUGCUCGUCGAUGCCGAGGAGCAAGCCGUGCAGCCCGGCAUUGAAGCCUGGAUCAUGAAGUACCAGAAGUACUGCAACUCUCAAACCCCUGGACGCGCCGUUUUCUACGGUACUUACCAAGCCUACCUGCGCUCUACUCCCGCCACUCUCGCUCGCCACCUUGAGACUGCUCGUGCUGAGGGAUACACCCUCGGCGUGAAGAUGGUCCGUGGCGCCUACAUGAAGACCGAUCCUCGUGAGAUCUUCUGGGCUCAGAAGGAAGACACCGACAAGUGCUAUGACGAAGUCGUUGCCGCUCUCCUCACCCGCAAGUACAACUCUAUGCUCCAGGCUCCCACCAAGGAGACCACUGAUCUCCCAUCCGUCAAUGUCAUCAUCGCCACUCACAACCGCGAGUCUGUCCGCAAGGCUCACGCCAUUCGCAUGCAACAGGCUACCCGCAACGAGAACUUGGGCGUGGAUGUCAGCUACGCUCAGCUCCAGGGUAUGGCCGAUGAGGUCAGCUGCGAACUUCUGCAAGGUUUCGAGACUGCUGAGAACAGCGUCGGUGCUUCUCCCAUUGAGGCUCCCAACGUGUUCAAGCUCUUGACUUGGGGCUCCGUUAAGGAGUGCAUGGGCUUCCUGCUCCGUCGUGCCGUCGAGAACACCGAAGCCGUUGGCCGGACCAAGGACUCCCAGAUCGCCAUGUUCGCCGAGCUGAAGCGUCGCUGUGGCAGUGCUUUCACCAGCAGCAAAUAG